This is a messenger RNA of Lathyrus sativus (Indian pea), 6399 nucleotides long. The record is from the annotation of a GenBank genome assembly. Lineage: Eukaryota; Viridiplantae; Streptophyta; Magnoliopsida; Fabales; Fabaceae.
AUGUCUUCCUCUUCCCCUCGGAAUCGCCUCAAUCAGUUUUAUGCUACGAAGAAGAGGAAAGUGAUUUCACCUAUUUCUAAGGCUGGGAGAAUUGAGAAAGGUGCAAGGCUUGUGGCUGAUGGGUCUCCAAGUGCUAAAGGAUCAUUGGAAAGUUACUUGAUUCCGUCUCAGGGGGACCCGAUCGACGAGCCUGUGAGGCCGGAUUUGGUUAGGAGAAAAUUGGCGACGGAUAUGGGUAGUUAUUCUCUUGAUAAUCAGCCUGUUUCAUUAGCUCAAGGGGUUCAACGCCCCAAUGCUACUCGUACCGGGUUUGAAAAGGAAGUGAUUGUGGUUGAUGAUCCUGUCCAGGAAAACAAGUUAAGUGAUUUUAGGCAUGUUGGUGAAAAGUCAGAGCUCAGACAGUUUAAAGCAGAACUUUUUUCUCUCUAUUGCGGUGAACUGCACCCGAGCAUUAGUUCACCAUUGGAGGUUAGAGUGAAAGAGAACAAGAGACAUGAUUCUCUGACAUUAGUAGAAGAGAAUGGUACUAUACCCCUGAAGUGUGAUGGCACCAGUGAGCCACAUUUUGGCCGUGAAAACAUUUUGAGCAACAAAGUCUAUAAUACCAUGAAAAGUGUUCCAGGCUGCUCUGCAAAGGCUUCUGAUGGUGGUGAUACUAAUGCCUUUGACACAGGUUUUAGAAAAUGUAGUAAUACUCCUACGUCUAUGAAAAUUGCUGAAUGCCAAACACCCGGAUCUUUGAUUGUUAAAGCAUGCAUUAAGGGGACUCCAAAGUCAACACGUGGAAGCUCAAUGUUUUCGCCUGGAGAGGCUUUUUGGGACGAAGCAAUUCAACUUGCGGAUGGUUUGGCUGUUCCCACGGGUAAUGAUUCUUCUAAGGUUAUAGAAGAAAGUAAUGUGAUGGGGGAUCAAGUUGAGAUGAACUCAUGUAAUUUACAAAAUUAUGAUGGUAAAGCAAGGAAGAUAUUGGAUCAAAGUAAAAACAAAGGGUUAGCGGAGAUGCACACAAAAGAUUCUAUUAAAGAAGCAUCCAGCCUUCCUGUAAGGCAUUUUGAUUUCACGCAUGAGGACAAUAAUAUGGAUGAGAAUACCCUUCAAAGUUGUCAUGUCAAUAAUCUGGUCAAUGUCACUUGCUGGUCUGGAAAGCAGUAUGAAUCUAUUUCUGUAGCAAGUCAUGCAUACGAACAGACGUAUAAAGUGCAGGAGAAGAUAUUAGUAGAUGCGUUAGGCAAAAGAGUGGGAAAGGAUAAUAUCAAUAUGACAUCUAAUAGUUUCAAUUCACCCAACAACGAGGCCAGAACAACAAUCAAUAUACAUGCAUCCGUUGAAGCCAAAACUCCUUCAAGUCAUGUGUCACUUGAUGAUCAUUUAGACCUACAUAGCUGGCUUCCACCUGAAAUAUGCAACAUAUAUCGAAAGAAAGGCAUUUCAAAGCUUUACAAUUGGCAGGUUGACUGCCUUCGGGUGAAUGGUGUCCUACAAAAAAGAAAUCUUGUGUAUUGUGCUUCUACCAGUGCUGGAAAGAGUUUUGUUGCUGAGAUUUUAAUGCUGCGGAGGGUGAUAACAACUGAAAAAAUGGCAAUACUUGUUCUUCCAUAUGUAUCAAUUUGUGCAGAAAAGGCAGAACAUCUUGAAAAGCUUCUCGAGCCACUUGGUAAGCAUGUUCGUAGUUAUUAUGGGAACCAAGGUGGCGGAACACUUCCUAAAGAUACUUCUGUAGCCGUAUGCACAAUAGAGAAGGCAAACUCACUAGUCAAUAGAUUAUUGGAAGAGGGCCGUCUAUCAGAAAUGGGAAUCAUUGUGAUAGAUGAACUGCAUAUGGUUGGUGAUCCACGCAGAGGUUAUCUUCUAGAACUUAUGUUGACAAAGCUUCGCUAUGCAGCAGGGGAGGGCAUUUCAAAAUCAAGUGAUGGAGAUAGUUCAGGUGGAAGCAGUGACAAGAAUGAUCCUGCUCAAGGUCUGCAGAUUGUUGGAAUGAGUGCGACAAUGCCAAACGUUGCAGCAGUUGCUGACUGGCUUCAAGCAGCACUAUACCAGACAGAGUUCCGGCCAGUUCCUUUAGAAGAAUAUAUUAAAGUUGGUAAUUCCAUUUAUAACAAGAAUAUGGAACUUUCUAGAACAAUUCCAAAAGGAGCUGACCUUGGUGGCAAGGAUCCAGAUCAUGUUGUUGAACUAUGUAACGAGAUUGUUCAAGAGGGACAGUCGGUGUUAAUAUUUUGCUCUAGCCGCAAGGGUUGUGAAUCAACUGCAAGACAUGUUGCAAAGUUCCUUAAAAGCUUCACUGUUGAUAUUAAUGAUAAUAAUUGCGAGUUUGCUGAUAUUACUUCUGCUGUUAACUCCUUGAGAAAGUGCCCUGCUGGGUUGGACCCUGUAUUGGAAGAAACUUUUCCAGCUGGUGUUGCAUUUCACCAUGCUGGCCUUACGGUUGAGGAACGAGAGAUUGUUGAAACUUGUUACCGGAAAGGUCUUUUACGCGUCUUAACUGCCACAUCAACCUUGGCAGCCGGAGUUAAUCUACCAGCUAGGAGAGUAAUUUUCCGGCAACCUAGAAUUGGUUGUGAUUUUAUUGAUGGGACGAGGUACAUGCAGAUGGCUGGUCGUGCUGGUCGAACUGGAAUUGAUACAAAAGGAGAAAGUGUACUCAUCUGCAAACCUGAUGAGUUAAAGAGAAUUAUGGGACUUCUGAAUGAAAGCUGUCCACCGUUACAUUCUUGUUUAUCUGAAGAUUUAAAUGGAAUGACUCAUGCAAUUUUAGAAGUGGUUGCUGGAGGAAUAGUUCAAACCGCUAAUGACAUUCACCGGUAUGUUAGAUGUACUCUUUUGAACUCCACGAAACCAUUUCUGGAGGUGGUAAAAUCAGCUCAAGAAUCCCUAAAAUGGUUGUGUCAAAGAAAAUUUCUCGAAUGGAAUGAAGACACUAAACUCUACAGUACCACACCUCUUGGACGUGCAUCUUUUGGCAGUUCUCUCUGUCCGGAAGAAUCACUUAUUGUGUUGGCUGAUCUUUCAAGGGCAAGGGAAGGAUUUGUCCUUGCAUCUGACUUGCAUUUGGUUUACUUGGUGACGCCAAUCAAUGUUGAUGUUGAGCCAGAUUGGGAAUGGUACUAUGAGCGUUUUAUGAAAUUGUCUCCUCUUGAUCAGUCAGUUGGCAAUCGAAUAGGCGUGACAGAACCAUUCUUGAUGCGUAUGGCACAUGGUGCACCGAUGGGUUCAAACAAGUCAAGAUGGUCGAACAAUAAACGGAAAGGUCAACCUGGGAUCUCAAGUGGAACUGUCAACUCGGAAGACCAAACACUUCGUGUCUGUAGAAGAUUCUAUGUUGCUCUCAUUUUAUCUCUUUUAGUACAGGAAACUCCUGUGGGUGAGGUUUGUGAGUCAUUUAAAGUUGCCAGAGGAAUGGUUCAAGGUUUGCAAGAAAAUGCUGGUCGGUUUGCAUCUAUGGUUGCUGUGUUCUGUGAGAGGUUGGGCUGGCAUGAUCUUGAAGGCUUAGUUGCCAAGUUUCAAAAUCGUGUAUCAUUUGGAGUUAGAGCAGAAGUUGUUGAGCUUACCACCAUUCCCUAUGUUAAAGGCUCUCGAGCAAGAGCACUCUAUAAAGCAGGUUUACGCACGCCUCUUGCAAUUGCCGAAGCAUCCAUUCCUGAAAUAGUAAAAGCACUUUUUGAAUCUUCAUCAUGGGCCACAGAAGGUUCUGCACAAAGGAGCUUACAACUUGGUGUAGCUAAGAAGAUAAAGAAUGGUGCUCGCAAGAUUGUUCUGGAUAAAGCUGAAGAAGCAAGGAUUGCUGCUUUCUCAGCCUUUAAGUCACUCGGAUACGAUGUCCCGCAGUUAGCUCCACCCAUGCCCACCCCUGCACGCAAUUCUAUCAGAAAAGAAGUUGGAAGUUCCUCUGGAAGUGACACAGCUGACACUAGUCAUAGCUUUGUUGAUGCAAAUCAUAUGGAUAAUUCUAAGAUAGUUGCUUUAGAAAAAGAAAAGGACUUGAAUAAAUCAUCUGACAAUGAUGCCCGGGCUUCUGUAGAAGAAAAAUCAGACAGAGUGAUGCCAUGUAGUUUGUCUACUGUUCCAGUUGUAGUACCUACAACAAAUGAGCUCAGUAUGACUCUUGGUGCUGCCAAAAUUCCUGAUGUUACCACCCUCUCUGGCCCGUUACAGAAACAAAAUGAUAAGUCCAGUAUACAUGAUGGAUGCCAUGCUCAUGGUACAGGGGAGCAAGAUCAUAAGGAGAAUUUGGCUAGUGGUAACAUGACUAAUUCCAGCCGAAAAGGGCCCAUCAAUGCAGUUAGUAGUCCUGGUGGACUUGAUUCAUUCUUGGAUCUAUGGGAUACAGUACCAGCGUUUUACUUUGAUAUCCAUUACAUCAAACGGUUGGAAUUGCACUCUGCUGCCCCUUUUGAAGUACAUGGGAUUGCCAUCUGCUGGGAAAACUCUCCCAUGUACUAUAUUAAUCUUCCUAGGGAUAUUCUGUUGUCUGGCAAUAGAAAAGAGGAUGGUUUUUCCUUGAGCGCAUGCAGUUAUAAGCAGAAAGGUUCAUCAUCUAAUUCUAAGCAAGAUUUGAUGAAUGCCAUGAUUAGAUGGAGCAGGAUUAGCAGAAUAAUAGGGAAAAAAAAUGUGAAAAAGUUCACCUGGAAUUUGAAAGUUCAGAUUCAGGUGCUAAAAAAGCCAUCAAUUUCAGUUCAGAGGUUUGGUUCUGUUGACUUACUUGAUAAAAAUAUGGACCUUGAAGUUGUAGACAAUUCUUACAUAUUGUUGCCCCCAAUCCAUGUUAAAGAGGCAAUUGACGUAUGCAUUGUUGCUUGGAUUCUUUGGCCUGAUGAAGCGAGUAGCUCUAGUCCAAACCUGGAUAAGGAGGUAAAGAAAAGGUUAUCCCCUGAGGAUGCAGGAGCAGCUAAUCAGUGUGGCAGGUGGAGGAAUCAGAUGCGAAAAGCUGCUCAUAAUGGUUGCUGCCGUCGGGUUGCUCAAACACGAGCAUUAUGUUCUGUUCUUUGGAAAUUGCUUGUUUCUGAGAAACUUGUAGAAGUGCUUAUGGAAAUAGAAGUCCCACUGGUGAAUGUUCUUGCUGACAUGGAGCUUUGGGGAAUUGGUGUUGAUUUGGAGAGAUGCAUCCAGGCUCGGAAAUUGUUGGUGAAAAGGCUGAAGCAACUUGAAAAGGAAGCUUACAAACUGGCUGGAAUGACGUUUUCAUUGAAUAUGCCAGCAGAUAUUGCAAAGGUGCUGUAUGAACACCUGAAACUGCCGAUUCCUGAUGGAAAAAUUAAGGGGAAAAACCAUCCAAGUACUGACAAACACUGUUUGGAUGCACUACGGCAUGAACAUCCCAUUGUUCCAAUCAUCAAAGAGCACCGUACAUUGGCAAAGCUCCUGAACUCUACACUAGGAUCAAUUUGUUCUCUGGCUAGGCUAUCUUCAAGCACACAGAAGUACACAUUACACGGUCAUUGGCUCCAAACAUCCACAGCAACUGGACGGCUUUCAAUGGAGGAACCUAAUCUUCAGUGUGUUGAGCAUCCGGUUGAUUUUAAGAUGAUAGGAGACAAAAAUGGAGGUGAUGUUGAUGAGAGUUGUAGAAUCAAUGCCCGUGACUUCUUUGUUCCUACCCAGGAUAAUUGGUUACUGUUAACAGCAGAUUAUUCUCAGAUAGAAUUGAGGUUGAUGGCCCAUUUCUCUAAGGACUCUUCACUUAUAGAGCUUCUGAGUAAGCCUGAUGGAGACGUCUUCACAUUGAUAGCAGCAAGAUGGAUUAGGUGUCCUGAGGUUUCCGUGGGUUCUCAGCAGAGAGAGCAGACCAAAAAGAUGGUAUAUGGAAUUCUUUAUGGUAUGGGUCCAAAUAGCCUUGCAGAACAAAUGGAUUGCACUUCGGAUGAAGCUGCUGAAAGGAUUAGUAACUUCAAAAGCACUUUUCCUGGUGUUGCUUCUUGGCUUCACGAAGCUGUUGCAUUUUGUCGUAGUAAAGGAUAUGUGGAGACUCUCAAGGGAAGGAAACGAUUUUUGUCAAAAAUAAAAUUUGGCAGCAGUACAGAAAAAUCAAGAGCCCAGAGGCAAGCUGUCAAUUCCAUUUGUCAGGGAUCUGCUGCCGACAUAAUUAAAAUUGCAAUGAUUAAAAUUUACUCUGAAAUUGUUUCUGGCAUUGAUAGUCCGGAGUCAAGUUCUUCAGGCGCUAGCAAGUUCCACAUGCUUAGAGAUCGUUGCCGGAUUCUGUUACAGGUACACGAUGAAUUAGUGCUGGAAGUUGAUCCCUCUGUGGUGAAAGAAGCUGCAAUAUUGUUGCAGACCAGCAUGGAGAAUGCAGUAUCACUUCUUGUUCCUCUGAAUGUCAAAUUAAAGGUUGGAAGAACAUGGGGAUCUUUGGAGCCAUUUGCACCUGAUAAAUUCAAGGCUGACACUCCCAUGGCUGAAUCCUGA